AUGAACUACAAACUACACUUAAGUUCUGCAAAUGUUUUUUUUUUUUCCUCUCUUAAACUACAUGUUUAUGCGCCGUGUUUAUUUUCCUCGGAUGAUGUAGCGCCCGUCUCUGUGUGUUUCUCCUCAGGUCUGUGUGUGACGUACCGCCCUGACGGCCAGGAGCUGGCUGUGGCCACCCUCAACGGAGAAAUCUGUUUCUGGAACCCCCAGACGGCCGCACAGACCGGGUCCAUAGCCGGGCGGCACGAUCUGGAGGCGGGUCGCAAGGACACGGAUAAAAUCACAGCCAAGCAGUCCGCCAAAGGAAAGUCUUUCACAGCUCUUUGCUACUCUGCUGACAGGGACUCUAUUUUGGCGGGAGGCCACUCAAAAUUCGUCUGUAUCUACAACGUCGCUGAGCAGAUGCUCACCAAGAAGUUUGAGAUCUUCUGCAACCUGUCGUUCGACGCCAUGGAGGUAAAAGCAAGCGUCCGUUCUUCUUCUGCCAAGCCCAAAGCCGAACCAAAAUAAACAUGCAAGACAGCG
Messenger RNA from Fundulus heteroclitus (mummichog), 525 nucleotides. Its product is annotated as periodic tryptophan protein 2 homolog. Gene Ontology annotation, biological process: maturation of SSU-rRNA from tricistronic rRNA transcript (SSU-rRNA, 5.8S rRNA, LSU-rRNA); ribosomal small subunit assembly. Bases 1 to 510 code for a protein of 169 amino acids. Gene Ontology annotation, molecular function: protein binding. NCBI's taxonomy places the organism in Eukaryota, Metazoa, Chordata, Actinopteri, Cyprinodontiformes, Fundulidae. The transcript is spliced from 3 exons. The record is from RefSeq and is a predicted model, not a curated record. Gene Ontology annotation, cellular component: small-subunit processome; Pwp2p-containing subcomplex of 90S preribosome.